Molecule: messenger RNA, 6713 nt
Organism: Vidua chalybeata
Lineage: Eukaryota; Metazoa; Chordata; Aves; Passeriformes; Viduidae
Gene: PDE8A
Product: phosphodiesterase 8A
Exons: 28
Coding region: 427-2991 (854 amino acids)
Biological process (GO): cellular response to epidermal growth factor stimulus; signal transduction; regulation of DNA-templated transcription
Molecular function (GO): 3',5'-cyclic-AMP phosphodiesterase activity
Source: RefSeq, a predicted model, not a curated record
UUGCCUUUUUUGGCUUUUUUGCCUUUUUUUUCCUCCCCCUUUUUUUCCCCCUGCUUUUACAAGAAGGAAAGAAAACGUUAUCAAGAUUCUCAGAUGGCUUAGACAAAUAAUAAUAAUCUGUGAAAAUACGAAGUCGACCGGUUCUUGAUUUCCCCCCUUCCCUCCCCUCCAGCUCCCCAGCCCACUGCUGAGAUUGAGCUAAAAGGACCUGUUUCCUGGAGGACGAGAACAGACACGUUUCUGGUGGUGUAGAAGGGACCGAUGGCCAUGCUUCAGAGUGUAGCGGAGACGCAGGAGAGAGAUUCAACCUGUUAACAAAAAAAUUAAGCAGGGGCAAAAUAUCAACGGGAAGGAAAGAUAUAUAUACAUAUAUACACACGUGUAUAUAUAUACAAUUUAGAAGUAUUCCCCAGGUGGCCACAAAGCAUGGGCUGUGUUCCAAGCACCAACCUCUCUGACAGCAGAGUGAUCUGUCACAGUAGCAAUGAGUCUGAGGAGUACAAUUUCCCUCACCAGACCAACACAACCAUGUCUCAGCAGCAGCAAGGCAACCCCGUCCCAGGAUUAUUCAUUAAAUGCUACAACACAUCCACUUAUGAGGCGAGGACUAAUUCCUCUAAGAAAGACAAGAGGGAGAACAGCCAGAGCAUGGAGGCAGAGGCCCAGACCGGCAGAUCCAAUGUUAAGGCACCAGUAACAGAUGUGCAGUUUGGCCCUAUGAGACUUCAUCAAGAUCAACUUCAGGUACUUUUAGUGUUUGCUGAGGAGGACGAGCAGAGUAACGGGUUCCGCUGGGCGUGUGACAAGGCUGGAUUUCGGUGUAAUCUUGCCAGGACACCUCAGUCUGCACUAGAAUGUUUUCUAGAUAAGCACCAUGACAUUAUCAUCAUUGACCAUAGACAUUCCAGAUACUUUGAUGCAGAAGCAUUAUGCAGGUCUAUCAGAACAACGAAAGCCUCAGAAAAUACAGUCAUUAUUUGUGUGGUACAAAGGCACACUGAUCGUGAGGAGUCAUCAAUAUUGCCCCUGAUCUCUGCUGGCUUCACAAGGAGAUAUGUAGAAAAUUCUAGUAGAAUGGCCUGUUACAAUGAGUUGAUUCAGCUGGAAUUUGGACAGGUGCAGGCACAAUUCAAACUAAGGGCAUGUAAUUCAUUAUUUACAGCAUUAGAGAAAAGUCAAGAAGCCAUUGAGAUCACAAGUGAAGACCAUGUAAUACAGUACGUCAAUCCUGCUUUUGAAACAAUGAUGGGCUAUCAAAUAGGUGAACUAAUAGAAAAGGAAUUAACAGAAGUGCCUAUAAAUGAAAAAAAAGCUGAUUUCCUAGAUACUAUUAAUUCCUGCAUAAAGAUAGGAAAGGAAUGGCAAGGAAUGUACUAUGCGAAAAAGAAAAAUGGAGAUAGCAUACAACAAAAUGUGAAGAUACUACCUGUCAUUGGACAGGGAGGAAAGAUUAGACACUAUGUGUCAAUUAGUAGACUGUGCAAUGACAACAAUAAGGUGGAGAAGACAUGUGAAUGUAUUCAGGCUGAAUCUCAGACAGAUACUCAGACAUGCAGACACAAAGACAUGAGGAAAGGAUCCCUGGAUGUCAGAUCCACAACAUCACGUGGGAGCGAUGGCAGCUCCCAGCGGCGCCGCUCCUCCAUGGCCAGGGUCCAUUCCAUGACGAUUGAGGCUCCCAUCACCAAGGUAAUAAACAUCAUCAAUGCUGCACAAGAGAGCAGUCCCAUGCCAGUUGCAGAAGCUUUAGACCGGGCUUUGGAGAUUUUAAGAACCACUGAAUUGUACUCUCCACAACUGGGGACAAAAGAUGAGGAUCCACAUACAAGUGACCUUGUUGGAGGGUUAAUGACAGAUGGUUUACGAAGAUUAUCUGGGAACGAAUACAUAUUGUCAGCAAAACAAACUCAUCAGGUUGCUGGCAGUCUGAGCUCUCCAAUCUCCCUCAAUGACAUACCCCCACGGAUAACACAGGCAAUGGAAAAUGAGGAACAGUGGGAUUUUGAUAUCUUUGAACUUGAGGCUGCCACCCAUAAAAGGCCUUUGGUUUAUCUGGGUCUCAAAAUAUUUGCUCGCUUUGGAAUCUGUGAAUUCCUGAACUGUUCAGAAUCCACUCUGAGGUCAUGGUUACAAGUUAUUGAGGCUAACUACCAUUCCUCCAACUCCUACCAUAAUUCUACUCAUUCAGCAGAUGUACUACACGCUACUGCUUACUUCUUGUCUAAAGAAAGAGUAAAGCAAACUCUGGAUCCAAUUGAUGAGGUUGCCGCGCUCAUUGCUGCCACAGUCCAUGAUGUGGAUCACCCAGGAAGAACCAAUUCGUUCCUGUGCAAUGCUGGCAGCGAGCUCGCAAUUCUCUACAACGACACGGCCGUGCUGGAGAGCCACCACGCUGCCCUGGCUUUCCAGCUCACCACCCGGGAUGGCAAAUGCAAUAUAUUUAAAAACAUGGAGAGGAAUGAGUAUCGAACCCUUCGCCAAGUCAUUAUUGACAUGGUCUUAGCAACAGAAAUGACAAAGCACUUUGAGCAUGUCAACAAAUUUGUCAACAGCAUUAACAAACCCUUGGCAGCACUAGAAGAAAAUGGGAAUAAUGGUGAUGGAGAGUCAAUCAAAACUGUUCUCAGGUCUCCUGAAAACCGUAUCCUUAUCAAGCGCAUGUUGAUAAAGUGUGCUGACAUUUCCAAUCCAUGCAGACCCAGAGAACAGUGUAUAGAAUGGGCCGGCCGCAUCUCUGAGGAGUACUUUGCACAGACUGACGAAGAAAGGAGGCAAGGUUUACCUGUUGUGAUGCCAGUUUUUGACAGAAAUACUUGCAGCAUCCCCAAAUCCCAAUUAUCAUUCAUUGAUUACUUCAUUAUUGAUAUGUUUGAUGCCUGGGAUGCAUUUGCCGACCUGCCAAAUCUGAUGGAGCAUCUGAAUAAUAACAUUAAAUACUGGAAAGGACUGGAUGGAAGGAACCUGCGAGUCCUUCGACCACCACCAGAAUAGCAGUUAGACCAUGGUGUGUCAUUCACUAGCCAGAUGCAUAUUUAUUCAAGCUCACUUUUAUCUGUGUGAAUUCAGAUUUGUUUUGGUCUCUUCAGUAUUACAGUAAAGCUAGCCCAUGCACUUGGGGAACUUUCACGUUCAAGAGAACACGAGGUCAGCAGUUGACUUCCACAAAGUACCAUGUGUGGACUCGGAUGAAAUAAGCCCACCAAGUGGAAUUACACUGGAUUGCUGCAGUACUUGUACUGAAGAGGGUUUAUUAUGAACAUACUUCUGUGAUAUCUUCAUACCAGCACAUGAAGCUGGAAGACCUUGAAGAGAAUCCUCAUGAAAAGGACAUUCACUAGAAGUUUAUCUAUUAAUAGAGACUCACCGCUUUUAUGAGAAAGCUACAUGCUUUUUAUAAGCACUUCAGACAGUUAUGUAGAACAAUCAGACAUUUAAAAUGCAACUGUCUAUGAAAGAAUUUUUUGAUCUAUGAAAAAUAGAUGUACUGUAUUUUUUCACAUCACAGAAGGUGCAAUCAUUCACUUCUGAGCACUACUGAAAGUGAGUUCUCCUUAAGAAAUUUAGUAGCAAAUGUAAAAAAUAACACAAGAAUUUUGAGGUUGAUCGUUAGCAUCUAUGAUUAAAAUGUUAUGUUUUAUUUAUUUUGUUAGAUGUUCAAUAUUUUCUAUGAAUUUAUAAAUACUUAAAAGCCAAAGCCAACUUUAGAUGCAUUAUAAAUUUACAUGAUUCAUACUCAUUAAUAUACCUUUAAUUGAUGUACAGACCUUUUAUUUUCAUAAUGCAAAUACAAAAUACUAUACAAUGAUACAUUUUUAUUGCACUGUAAGGAUAGAUGUGUAUGUUUAAAUAUUGUCUGAUUUAUGUUAAUUAAAAUAAGUUUUAUUAAAAAGGUCUCACUUGAGAAUAGUAGAAUAAACAAGAACUGUAUACUGUCUGAGCACCAGAACUGCAGUAGUUCUCCCACAAACCAGUGAAGACCACCUGAUCUUCUCUUGGCUACAAAAAUAAUAAUGUGUUGGAACUCUGUUAUCUCCCAUGACAUUUUAUGACUGAAUUCCCUGUUAAAGUCUGCCUUAUUUUAUAUAGUAUUUCUACAAAGCAUUCCACAGCAUAUAUGAAGAGGUGAUACUAAGGUGAUUCAACAUUUUAUAGCCAAUGUAUUUUCCUCUGCCAUAAAGGAAAAAGAACAUAAAACCACCAACACAAACCUUCAACUCAAGAAGUUUGUAAAGGCUGUGUACCUUCACAAUUUGAAUGAAACCUUCAUAGCAACUACCAGAAAAUAAUAAAAUGUAUAUUUUAAGAAGUGUCAAGUCCUACCCAUUUCAUUUGAAAUGUAUACGCACUUUGUAGUUUGCAGACUAACAAACACAUGAAAUUCUUUUUAAAAUAACUAAGAUACUUUUUGUCGGGGGAAGGGAAAAGUUGAGGAGGUUGAACAGCAUAAGGGUGAUGAAAGGUGUAGCUGGCAAGCCCCUGUGUUUGUGGCCUGCCCUUGGCAAGCCCAUCAGACCCUUGUGCACCCUUGGACAAGUCUCUUCACAGCUCCGCGCAGUGUCGCGCUGUGUUCCACUGGAGGACUCGAGCAGUAUCCUGUCAGCCUCCCCAGUCAACAGAAAGGCAUCCAGAGGCACUGAAAGGGCUGCUGACUGUCAUUACUGCAGAGGCAAUUGAGUUCAGAGACAUUUUGAACCAUUCCUGAAGAAGCAGAAGCCAGGGAGAGGUGGAUGAUGGAGCAGUUCAGGGACUGCAGUAGCAGCCUUAAGGCUCCUGUGUCUCCAUUAGGGGAAAAUUGAAUCACACAUCAGUGUCUCUUCUGCUUAUCUGCUGCAGUGAGGAUGGGAGAGGACGUGUGGGCAUGAGCAUGUGGGCUCAGAGACUUAUCUGCAGAGAUACUGGUCAGAGCUCCUGAGAUGCCAGAGCUUCGUCCUCCCACCCCACUGUGCGCCAGGCUUGGUGAGACUCCCGGGAGAGCCGAAUGCCAUCGGCGGGCACGGAGUCGCAGCACUGUCCCCACGCUGGCUGGUGCCGGCUGUUUCACUCUCUGCUUACUCCCAGCCUGGAUGAGGGCGCCGUGCAGGUGAUUUGGGAGCUGUGGAACACCCACCUCAGGGGUGAGAAAUAGCAGCUUUGUCCGGCCCCAGUCCUGCUGGUGGAGACCCAGGAGCCGCUGAGAGCUGGUGGCUGCCCCUCAGCCUUGCCAGGGCUGUGCUAGCAGCGGGUGUUACUGUCGUGCUUCAGUCUGCAGGAUCGAGUACAUAUCAUGGGAAGGAAUGGAGGUGGACAAGCACAGCAGGUGCUGCACGGGAUAGUGGCUGCUGGAGGCAACACUUCAGCUGUGUGUGGAUGGAGCCAUCACUGGGGAAGCCGCUCCAUGGCCCAGCCGAGGGCAGGCCCUUUGUUCCCGGCUCCAGCGCUGGGUGAGGAGGGACACUGGACAUGCCUUGGAUUACGGGAUGCCUGGAUCACUGGUGCCCAUGAGGACUGCCUGUGGGCUUCAGCUGGCCAAAACCAGAGCUUUAGGCAUGAGCUUCUGUUCUUUGCAGAGGAUGGAUUUUGCUGUGUACCAGUGAAUGCCCAUAAGGAAAAGCAACAGGAAGAAAAAGACCCAACAGGUAGUUCUGUCACUGCCUUAGCAGUCCUGUGCCAUGGCUGGCAAUGACCAUGGGGCCAUUCUCCUGAGCAGACUGCUCUGUACUCAGCCACUGGCAGCAUAACAACGGAGCUGUUUGGUACCUGUGGAGUCCUACUGCAAGGGUGUCUGAGCACCUUGCAUUUGGCUCAGAAGAUCUGCCCUUGCAACAGUCCAGCAAGAGGGUUGUGAAGUCCUGGUGACUUGGCAGUUCAGUUCACAAUUGGAAAGUAUUUUGCCAGGUUACAGCUGUGGUUUAAACACUUGAGGUGAAAGCUGGUGAAGGGGAGUGGAAUCAUGGGUUCACCAGCAGCCUUUGUGCAUUAGAGGCUCUGGGAGGUUCAGAUGUCCUCAUACCUCUGCUCUGAUAUCUGUGUGUUACGCUCUUUCAGGUAUCUACUUGAAAAUAAGAAUGGGGCUCUCAGUUUUUGGCGGAUAGGGGUAAAACAUGUUCCAGUGGUUAGAAGUUGAACCCAGAGUCGAGUACAUUUUUAAACAAAGAAUGAUGCUUUCUCACCACUUCCAUCCCCUGCAGAGGAGCUGUACCCUACAGCUGCUGUUCCCUGGGAUGGCCGUGCCAGCAUCAGCAGGUCACACAUGGCCACAAGCUGCUUUGCUCACUUGCAGACAAAGCAACUGAGUCUCUGGCCUGCUUACAGGAGGACUGACAAAGUGACCAUAACAACCUUUUCUGUCCUGAAAAUAUCUUAAUUUCUGGUAGGUUAAGCAAUGAUGCUGUGCUGGUAUAGCUCAGUGUUGCUAAACCCAUCUUCUUAGGCUUUUGAAACAGAUAUCCAAGAGCAGCUGGUACUAAUCACUGCUGUAGUGACAUACUCAGCUCCCAUUUUUGUGGUUUCUAAAGGCCUGUUUUUGCAAGACUUUUUUAAAGCUCUUUGAGAAAGAACAGACAAGCUUUUGACACACAGUUCUGUGUAAAAUCUCUAGUUUUGCCAACAGCAUUUAUUUGUAGAGACCCUGCAUAUUAUAGAGGCCACUGCUUGUUCCUGGCAAUUCCCUAGAAUGGAAACUUAAAACCAAUGAUUUUUGUAAUGAAUGUGCAAUAAAUCUGUGGAAAAGCUUC